Messenger RNA from Gryllus bimaculatus (two-spotted cricket), 378 nucleotides. The record is from the annotation of a GenBank genome assembly. Lineage: Eukaryota; Metazoa; Arthropoda; Insecta; Orthoptera; Gryllidae.
GUGGCGGAGCACUUCCGCGCCGCCUGGGCCGUCUUCCAGACGCUGCUGUUCGCGCUGAUCGGCGCCGAGGUGGACGUGGCCGCCAUGCAGCCGCUCCACGUGGCGCUCGGCGCCGCCGCCCUCGCCGUCGCCCUCGCGGCACGCAUCGCUGUUACUGUGCUUAUUGCCUUCGGGGCAGACCUCACGUGGAAAGAAAAGCUGUUCCUGUCCUUCGCUUGGUUUCCAAAGGCCACCGUACAGAAUUUGAAUUCAAUCGGAAACUCAAAUGAAGGGUUUGAUAACGUGCCCGAGGACAGUGCAACUGGCCGUUUUGAAUCGCAGAGCAACGGUCAAACCCCAACCUCCGCAGGUGUUGAAGACACCGAAAGUGCCAAUGGC